AAGAUGUAUCUCUACCGUCUUAAACUGUGGCCUGUGUUUCUAAUUGGAUUCGGAAUCGGUUCUCUCCUUGCCCUGAUCUUAUUUGCUGCUCAAGAUUUAUUUAACAAUAUUUCCAUUUGUCAGAAAUCAUCAUUAAAUUUGUACUCUACAAACAGAAAUGAUCUUAAAUGGUUCAUGUCUGAUACAUGGAUCAAGCAAGAGACUGUUAUACAGAGUUGGAAAGAUUCAACAAACAUGACAUAUAGUAAAUGGUUGAAUAAUAGAAAACUGAGGUCAAAAAAUAUUGAUAUGGAUAUUUAUCUUUAUGGACCUGAAAGUAGGGAAGAAUCAGAAGCAGAGUGGUUGAAGUCAAAUAUUCACAUCACUUGUAUUGUAUUUGUAAAAAAAGUUAAAUUGGCUAGAUCUAUCCAGGAUACUUGGGGAAAACAUUGUAACAAGAUAUAUUUCUUUGGUCAAGUGAAAGAUCCUAAAAUGCCUAUUAUAAAUUUUGAUAUAAAAUUAGUAUCUUCAUGGCAACUUUUAUGUGAAGCCUUCAAGUAUGUGUGGAAGAGCAGUGAAACGUUAGAAUGGCUUAUCUUUGUAAAAGAUGACACAUUAGUGGUUCUUGAAAAUUUGCGGUACAUGCUUGGCCCAUUAAAUCACACUCAGAAUCAUUAUUUGGGUCAUGCAGUUACUCUCUGGGGUCAAUCUUAUAAUGUAGCUGAUGCUGGAUAUGUAAUUAGUGUGGGAGUGCUUAGGAAGCUAAUUAAAAUGUUUGAUAACUCAGAAAAAUGUGUAAUCAGUGGCAAAUAUUGGAAACAGGAAGAUUAUUAUCUCGCUAAACAUUUGGCUUCUAUGGGAAUUUAUCCUUCUGAUACAAGGGACCAGUAUUUAAGGGGAACCUUUCAUGGAUACUCUUUGCAAUCUUUAUUAUGGGGUGGUGUUAAGACUGGUGUUUAUUGGACUCGUGCAUUAUACCCAGUAAAAAACGAAUGCUGCUCAUUUAUGUCUGUUACUUUUAAUGUAGGAGAAUCAGAAAAAAUGCACACAUUGAAUUAUUUAUUAUAUCAUUUUCAUGUCUUAAAGAGGAAAGCUGUUUUUGGAAGUAGAAAAGCAGCAAUAUCCAUAUCUGACAAGGAUGUCUGGAGAGUUGCGUUGGAAGAAGAGUUUAAUAUUACAAAUUUAAAUAACAUUUCUAGCGAGGUGUACUAUGAGAUAUGGCAUGCAAAAUAUUCUGAACCAGGACAAUUAAUUAGUAAAAAUUAUCAGGCUAAUGACUAAGAUAAAUUUAAAUAAAUCAUUCAUAUAUGAUUUUUAUAUGUUUUAUACUGACUGAAGAUUUUUUAAAGAUAUUUUAUAUCAAGUAAUAUCAUAUUUUAAUAAUUUUAAAGUACAAUAAUGUUAUCUAUGUUAGAUAGUUUAAUAAUUGUUGAAAUUGUUUGAAACUGAUUGUGAAUAAACAUUGAAUUUUUAUAGAAUGAUGUUGUUAAAAACUUGAAAUGGUUAUCAGGUUUUACAGUUUAUUAAUGAGUUAUAUUGAUAUGACAAAUGUGGGAAUGACGGAGUAGUGUUGUUUGAUAACUGUUUCCCUUGCUACGCCAUUGUUGCCUUAUCUGACUAAUUAAGAACUCAUUAACGCUUGUAACGACCUCGGUAAUCAAAUCACAAUUCCAAUUUUAAAUAUAUGUUAAGAAUACUGGAACAAUGAAUCCUCAUGCUUUUCUAUGUGAAUGAUUUAUUUCUGGCUAGGGAAGAUGGAUAUGCAAGGUGUUCUAAAGAAUUAUUUUUAGCUGUAAGUGAACUAUUAGAGUACCUGAUAAUAUACAUAUAUAUACAUUUUAAUGCUUAUUCUCAUUUGAUAAUUAUCGUGUAAAUCAUUUAAUUUUGUAAUAAUAAAUGUGUAAUUUUUUAGAAGCAAA
Molecule: messenger RNA, 1898 nt
Organism: Bombus huntii
Lineage: Eukaryota; Metazoa; Arthropoda; Insecta; Hymenoptera; Apidae
Product: C1GALT1-specific chaperone 1-like
Exons: 3
Coding region: 4-1260 (418 amino acids)
Cellular component (GO): membrane
Molecular function (GO): N-acetylgalactosaminide beta-1,3-galactosyltransferase activity
Source: RefSeq, a predicted model, not a curated record